UACCUCCUAAAUAACCCCUAGUUCGUAUCUGAAAGUAGUUCUUCCCUUAACUAAGAUUACCUGUCCCCCUUAAUUGCUCCCUACACUUCCAUAGUAUAGGUCUGCGGACCAACAAUUGCCUUCUUAAUAACUUGCUGUACUUAUAUAAGCUGUCGAACUCGCCUUUUAUCUAACACCUCUUUUCCUUUUUUAACUCAAUACGUGUCAUGAAGUCGAUUAUAGCAAGAGAUACAGGUUUUUCAGCUAGUAAAAGCGUCUAUAGAUCGAUAUUACUUACACGUUAAGCAGCGAAUAAGGUAAAAAAAGCAAGUGUCUUUCCCGCUAAACCUAAUAGCUGAAGGUACGCGGUGGCAAGGAAUACACUCUAUUUUUAAUAGGUAAAGGUAGGUACAGGUAGGUAAAGAUAAAGGUAUAAGCAAAGGACCGAUUUUGAUAUUCCUGCACGGGCCACAAUUAGUCACCUGACUAGUAUUUUUUACGAAUUCUACGGAAGAUUACACAACAUAAGAUAGAAAGAAGAGUGGGGUACUAAAGGUGGUUGGCCGUAAUACUUAUUCUCGCGCUUUUACCUGGAGACAUUGACAACUUUAUUCGUACUGGGUUCCGAGCUCCUGAAACGACCAAACGGUGUUCUCUGCCAACCAAUACUUCUACUGGGCGCGUUGCAUGGGCGAUUCCGCCUAGCAUUCAACAUGGCCACGAUUGUUGUCGCUGAUGGAAUGUGUUGUUGUGAUGUGACGCGACUCAAGAGGAAACGGCCGAGGUCCAGGCCACUGCCUCAAGUCGAACAAUGCCAAGACACUGCUUGUGGCUGUAAGCCACUUUCCACCAUUUGGCCUCUUUUCAACCGCCGUUGUCACCUCAUCACAUUCUUCCAAAAGAGGAGCCCAGUCAUGCCUUGGAUCCGGAUGGUUUCGAAAGGAUGAGGCGUAUACAGCAGAGAGUAGCGGGAGUUGCUCUUUUCAUCUCCAUUGCCCUCUUCUACCUCUGGUACACGUCGGAAACCAAACUAGAUGUUCUCACAUAUGAUUCCAAAAAGGAAAUCCCCGCCAAGCAAAGCCCGUCCAACUCAAUACCAACGAGCAUUAUACAUGCAGAUGAGUCUUUCAUAACUUCCGUCGCCGUCCCACAAGUUUCUCAACAUGAGACGGUUGAAACGACGUUGCCAGAACCACAAUUGGCUCAGCCAACAACACCAGCAAGUCCGGUUCUGAGUCCCAAGCCUACGCAUUCUCCAGCGGCGGAAUGUAUGGGUUACGAAAGUCUUCAAAGAAGUCGCAAGAAGCCAUGGUCUGGGGGCUCACGGCAAUUUCCUUAUUCUCGGCCGGCCCCUGAAUGUCGAACUUUCAAUCUACCGGCAAUGGAGCAGCUCAUUGAGAAGAUGAGAGGGGUUAUCAAAGAUCCUGAUCUCUUCAGGCUAUUUGAGAACACCUACCCAAAUACUCUUGAUACAAUGAUCAAGUGGAGGGGCUAUGCUAAGGAUAUUGGAGAGGAUGGUGUGGAAGGGAAUGUGACGGAUGAGGAACUAACUUAUGUUAUUACUGGUGAUAUCGAUGCUAUGUGGCUACGAGAUUCAGCUUCUCAAGUCCUCUCGUACUUGCCUCUUCUUGAAGCGUCGAAUGACAAAGACUCGCUUGCAAGCCUGUGGCGAGGCCUCAUCAACAUUCAUGCUCGAUACAUUAUCAUUUCGCCGUACUGUCAUAGUUUUCAGCCGCCACCUGAGUCUGGUGUUCCUCCUACUCACAAUGGAGCUUAUACCCAGAAUCAUCCCAUGCCCCCUUAUGACCCAGUCAAGGUGUUCGAUUGCAAGUGGGAACUGGAUUCUCUAGCUUCUUUCCUUCAGAUAUCAGUCGCUUACUUUGAACGUACCAAAGAUAUCGAGUUUUUCCAGAAAUACAACUGGAUCCCUGCGGUCAAAGCUGCACUUAAUGCCGCUGGCGCCAUGAGACUCGGCACUUACUCGAAAGACGGGAAAGUCGAACCGUCGGCAUGGACAUUUACUGGAUGGACCAACAGAGGAUCAGAAACACUCACUAAUGAUGGGCUUGGAAAUCCAACCAAGGAAAAUGGGAUGGUCAGAACUGCUUUUCGUCCUUCAGAUGAUGCUUGUAUCUACCAGUUACUUGUCCCAGCCAACAUGAUGUGGGCAAAGUAUCUAGAAGACGGGUCUAUGAUCAUGGAGCACCUGACAGGAGACGAUGCCAAGAACCUCACCACAGCGAUGCGUGACUUCGCAUUCGGCAUCAGAAAAGGCAUUGACCAAGACGCAAUUGUGCAUCACCGCGAUUUCGGAGACAUCUUUGCUUAUGAGAUCGACGGAUUCGGGGGCUCGAAUCUGAUGGAUGAUGCAAAUGUCCCCUCUUUACUGGCAAUGCCUCUCUGGAACUACUCGGAAUCCGCUUUCAAGCUUCCUCCACUCCCACAAGGCGAGCAGCCUAAGAAUUACGAGGAAAUUUAUGCCAAUACGAGACGCUUUGUUCUUAGCGAUAGCAACCCAUAUUUCAUGAAGGGCCCAGUCAUCUCAGCUAUUGGAGGUCCGCAUGUCGGUCCUGGAAAGGCUUGGCCUAUGGCGGCCAUAAUUCGCGCAAUCACAUCGUUCUCUACCCUCGGUUCGUCAGCGACAAAUAGUCUUGACAAAGUCUCGAAGAAAGAUAUUGAAGAAGAAGUCAAGCAGCAAAUAAGAAUGGUAUUGAAUUCAACAGAUGGAUCUGGGGUAAUACACGAGAGCGUCAACACAUUUAACGAGGGCAUAUGGAGCAGAGCUUGGUUCGGAUGGGCGAAUGGGUUAUUUGGAGAGUUGAUGAUCAAGGUUGCCGAGGAAGACCAGAAGGAAGGGAGGAAUCCUGGUUGGUUAGGAGAAAGCUGGCAAUAGGAUUACUUUUGAAUUGUCUGAUUAUUGUAUUUUAAUGACUUUCUAUGGUUUCAUUGUGGAGUUAGUGGAGAUUAGGAAUAUGUUAUUUAUUCAUCAACUUUAGUCAGUCCCAUCUGG
Molecule: messenger RNA, 2989 nt
Organism: Cadophora gregata
Lineage: Eukaryota; Fungi; Ascomycota; Leotiomycetes; Helotiales; Ploettnerulaceae
Exons: 4
Coding region: 923-2872 (649 amino acids)
Biological process (GO): carbohydrate metabolic process
Source: RefSeq, a predicted model, not a curated record